Messenger RNA from Plasmodium adleri (nom. inval.), 789 nucleotides. RefSeq names its product conserved Plasmodium protein, unknown function. The transcript has 10 exons. Lineage: Eukaryota; Apicomplexa; Aconoidasida; Haemosporida; Plasmodiidae. The record is from RefSeq and is a predicted model, not a curated record. The coding region runs from base 1 to 789 and encodes 262 amino acids.
AUGGAAGAAUUAAAUAAAAGUGGCAUUUACAGUAAACAAUUUUCUCUCAGUCAAAAUAAACACAAUAGUGAGAGACUACAAAGAUUAGAGAAAAGAUUAAGUGGCUUACAUUUCAGUAUCGAGUUACAAAAAAAUGAAAAAAUAGAUAAAUUGAAUGAAAAAAUAAACACACUGGAAGAAAAGCUUAUAGAAAUGCAUGAAAACUCUAAUAAAACCUUUGAAAAGUUAAACGAAAAGCUCAAUGAUAUACGUAACGAUGUAACUAAUUAUAAAAAUGAACUAGAAGAAUUUAAAAAUGAUCAUAAAAAGAAAUUGCAAUUAUUAGAAGAAAAAGCUGAAGAUUUCAUAAAUAAAGAAAAAGAAGACUGGAGCAGGCUCAAAAUUAAGUUGGUAAAAGAUUUUCAGCAUAAAGCAGCCCUUCUAAAAGAAGAAAUGGUUGAAGAAUAUGGUCUUAUUGAAGAAAAGGAGGAUUCUCUAAGAAAAUAUUACGACUGCGAAAUUAACAAUAUAAAAUCUAUUAUACAAAAUGAAAUUAGCGAAAGGAUUAAAACAGAAAAAAUAAUAUUAUCUGAUGUAGAUGAUAAAAUAAACGAAAUAAUAAAAAUCAUUAGAAAUGAAAAAACUACAAGGGAAACAUAUUCAGAAAAUUUAGUGUCUCUCAUAGAACAAUAUUUUUCAAGAAUAAAAAAAGAAAUAGACAUGGAACGACUUGAAAGAGAAGACACUGAAGAAACUUUAGUGCAUCUGAUGGAGGAGGCCUUAGAUAAAAUUGGAAUACCUCUUGCAUGA